This is a messenger RNA of Penaeus vannamei (Pacific white shrimp), 5754 nucleotides long. NCBI's taxonomy places the organism in Eukaryota, Metazoa, Arthropoda, Malacostraca, Decapoda, Penaeidae. The record is from RefSeq and is a predicted model, not a curated record.
GCGAGCACCACCAGCAUGCCCGGUCACGUCGUGAAGAGCACGGGUCCCGACCCCGACCCCACUGAAUACCUCUUCAUUUCCGCCGAGCAAAGGCGCAUCGACCAGACGAAGCCUUACGAUCCCAAGAAGUCCGUCUGGGCUCCCGACCAGGCGGAGGGAUUCGUCGAAGCCCAACUCCAGGGCGCUAAGGGAGAGAAGCUGCUGACUGUAAAGCUUCCAAGUGGUGAGACAAAGGAUUUUAAGAAGGAGCUCAUCGGUCAGGUCAACCCUCCCAAGUACGAGAAGUGUGAGGAUGUGUCCAACUUGACCUUCCUCAACGAUCCCUCCGUCUACUACGUCCUCAAGUCCCGUUACCAGGCCAAGCUUAUUUACACCUACUCCGGACUUUUCUGUAUCGUCAUCAACCCUUACAAGCGUUACCCCAUCUACACCAACCGUGCCGUCAAGAUCUACAUGGGCAAGAGGCGUAAUGAGGUGCCCCCUCAUCUCUUCGCCAUCUGCGACGGUGCCUACCAGAACAUGAUGCAAGAUCGCCAGAACCAAUCUAUGCUUAUCACUGGUGAGUCUGGAGCUGGCAAAACUGAGAACACGAAGAAGGUGUUGUCUUACUUCGCUAACGUUGGUGCCUCUGACAAGAAAGAAACCAAGCAGAAUUUGGAGGACCAGAUUAUCCAGACCAACCCCAUCCUUGAGGCCUAUGGUAACGCCAAAACCACCCGUAACGACAAUUCAUCUCGUUUCGGCAAGUUCAUCCGUGUGCACUUCGGCCCCAACGGCAAGCUUUCCGGCGCUGACAUCGAGGUCUACCUGCUGGAGAAGGCUCGUGUCAUCUCCCAGUCCCCCGCCGAGCGAGGCUACCAUAUCUUCUACCAGCUGAUGUGCGACCAGAUCGAUUACAUGAAGAAGAUAUGUCUUUUGUCCGACGACAUUUAUGACUACAGCUUCGUGUCUCAGGGCAAAGUGACAGUCCCUUCAAUCGACGACAAGGAAGACAUGCAAUUUACUCAUGAUGCAUUUGACAUCCUAAACUUUAGCAACGAGGAGAGGGAUAACUGCUACAAGGUCACUGCAUCUGUUAUGCACUUUGGUAACUGCAAGUUCAAGCAGAGGGGUCGUGAGGAGCAGGCUGAACCCGAAGGCACUGAGCACGGCGAGCUUGUGGCCAAACUGCUUGGAGUGGACGCUGAAGAACUCUACAGGAACCUGUGCAAACCCAAGAUCAAGGUCGGCGCUGAGUUCGUCACUCAAGGAAGGAAUGUCAAUCAGGUCAACUACAGCGUUGGUGCCAUGUCGAAGGCUCUGUUCGACCGUACUUUCAAGUGGCUUGUGAAAAAGUGUAACAUGACACUCGAGACUGGCCAGACUCGUUCCAUGUUCAUCGGUGUCCUCGAUAUUGCCGGCUUCGAAAUCUUCGACUUCAACGGUUUCGAACAAAUCUGCAUCAACUUCUGUAACGAGAAGCUGCAGCAGUUCUUCAACCACCACAUGUUCGUACUGGAACAAGAAGAAUACUCAAGGGAAGGUAUUGUGUGGCAGUUCGUCGAUUUCGGAAUGGAUCUGCAGGCUUGCAUUGAGCUCUUCGAGAAGAAAAUGGGUCUCCUCUCCAUCCUUGAGGAAGAGUCUAUGUUCCCCAAGGCUACUGACAAAACAUUCGAGGAGAAGCUCAAUAUCAACCAUCUUGGAAAGUCACCUUGCUUCAUCAAGCCCAAGCCUCCAAAGGCCGGUCAGCCUGAGAACCACUUUGCCAUUGUUCACUACGCUGGCACUGUGUCCUACAACCUGACUGGCUGGCUUGAGAAGAACAAGGAUCCUCUCAACGACACCGUCGUCGACCAGCUCAAGAAGGCCUCCAACGCCCUCACAGUUGAGCUGUUCGCUGACCAUCCCGGCCAGUCUGGUGACGGAGGCGGUAAAGGAAAGGGUGGCAAGCAACAGACAGGUUUCAAGACAGUAUCCUCAGGCUACAGGGACCAGCUAAACAACUUGAUGAAAACGCUCAACGCCACUCACCCUCACUUCAUCCGUUGUAUUGUGCCUAACGAGUUCAAGAAACCAGGUGCCGUGGACGCUGGCCUCAUCAUGCAUCAGCUGACGUGCAAUGGUGUCCUUGAAGGCAUCCGUAUCUGCCGAAAAGGCUUCCCCAACAGGAUGCCCUAUCAUGACUUCAAGCAGAGAUACAAUAUCCUCGCUGCAAAAGAGAUGAUCGAGGCGAAGGACAACAAGAAAGCAGCUAAUGCGUGCUUAGAAAAAGUCGGUCUUGACCCAGAAUCUUACCGCACCGGAAAUACAAAGGUGUUCUUCCGUGCUGGGAUCCUCGGUAGGCUCGAGGAAAUUCGUGACGACCGUGUAAUGAAGCUUUUGAGUUGGUUCCAAGCCUGGAUCCGCGGCUACGCCAGCCGAAAGCAAUAUGCCAAAAUGCAGAAGCAGAGAACCGCUCUUCUCAUCGUCCAGCGCAACAUCAGGAAGUACCAGAAGAUGCGCUCCUGGCUCUGGUACGAGAUGUGGAUGAAGAUGAAGCCCAAGCUCAAUGUCACACGCGCCGAGGAUGAACUCAUCAGGCUGGAAGAGCUCGCCGAGAAAGCUGAGGCCGAGUUUGAGAAAGAGAUUAAGAUGCGAGAGCAGCUUGAGAUCAAGAAUGCUGCUCUUCUCGAGGAGAGAGCUGAGAUUAUGAUGGCGCUCGAUUCGUCCAAGGGCGGUAUGUCUGAGUACAUGGAGAAGCAGGCAAAGCUAUUGGCACAGAAGGCCGAAAUUGAAGGGCAACUGAAUGAAACCUUGGAACGUCUGGAAAAGGAACAGGAAGCUCAUAAUCAGCUCGCAAAUGGCAGAAAGAAGUGCGAGCAGGAGGUAGCUAACUUGAAGAAGGAACUUGAGGACAUCGAACUUGCCUUGCAGAAGGGUGAGAAAGACAAAGCCACCAAGGAUCAGCAGAUUCAAAACCUUAAGGACGAGAUUGCCCACCAGGAAGAGCUCAUCACCAAGGUUAAUAAGGAGAAGAAACAACUCCAGGGUUGUAACCAGAAUACUGCCGAAGAUCUGCAAGGUAUUGAAGAUAAAUGCAAUCAUCUCGGUAAGGUAAAGUCGAAAUUGGAAUUUAAUCUCGAUGAGCUCGAAGAUUCUCUUGAACGGGAGAAGAAGCUCCGCCAUGAGGUCGAGAAGACCAAGAGAAAGGUUGAGGGUGACCUCAAGCUGACUCAAGAGGCUGUUGCUGAUCUGGAACGCAACCUGAAGGAAAUUGAAACAACCGUUGACCGCAAGAAUAAGGAGAUAACUGCAAUUUCCUGCAAAAUUGAGGACGAACAGGCUCUUGUGUGCAGAGAUCAAAGGCAAGUGAAGGAACUUCAAGCUCGUCUUGAGGAACUCGAGGAGGAAGUUGAGCACGAGCGCCAGGUCCGUAGCAAGGCCGAAAAAGCUAAGAAUCUCCUUUCACGUGAACUUGAAGAACUUACUGACCGACUGGACGAGGCUGGCGGCGCCACUGCUGCUCAGAUCGAGAUCAACAAGAAACGAGAGAGCGAACUGGCUAGAGUGCGUCGCGAACUUGAGGAAUCCAGCCUUCAGCAUGAAGCUUCUCUUGCUUCUCUUCGCAAGAAGCACAACGAUGCUGUUUCUGAGAUGUCAGAACAGAUUGACCACCUCAAUAAAAUGAAAGCUAGAACCGAAAAGGACAAGGAUGCUAUGAAUCGUGACGCUGAGGAUGCAAAAUCAGCAAUGGAUGCUCUUACCCGUGAUAAGACCUCUUCUGAGAAGACUACCAAGCAUCUGCAGCAACAAUAUAGUGAGAUCUGUUCCAAGUUAGACGAACUCAACCGUACUCUCAACGACUUUGAUGCUGCCAAGAAGAAGCUCUCCUGUGAAAACGGUGACCUGGUCCGUCAGGUAGAGGAGGCAGAAAACAAUCUUUCUCAACUUUCCAGAGUCAAGCUUUCACUUACCAAUCAGCUUGACGAUACCAGAAAGCUUGCUGAUGAGGAGAGCAGGGCACAUGCCACACUCCUGGGCAAGUUCCGCAACUUAGAGCAUGAUAUAAGCACCCUUCGUGAGCAACUAGAAGAGGAGAGUGAAGCCAAGGCAGGUGUACAGCGAAUGUUGUCUAAGGCUAAUGCUGAGGCUCUCAUGUGGCGCUCCAAGUACGAGUCCGAGGGUGUUGCUCGUGUUGAGGAAAUUGAUGCUUCUCGCAUGAAGCUCGCUGCUCGUCUCGAGGAAGCCGAAAUGCAGAUUGAGUCUCUGAAUGUCAAGAAUCUGCAUCUAGAAAAGACCAAGAUGCGUGCUAAUGCCGAACUAGAGGAAUUGCAAGUCACCGCUGAGCGUGCACAAACAAUGGCUGCAGCUGCUGAAAAGAAACAGAAGAAUUUUGACAAGAUUAUCUGCGAAUGGAAGAUGAAGGUCGAUGACCUUACUGCUGAACUUGAUGCUUCUCAGAAGGAAUGUCGCAAUUACUCAACCGAAAAUUUCCGCCUGAAUACUGUAAAUGAAGAGACGACGGAGCAGCUCGACUGCAUCCGCCGGGAGAACAAGAACCUGAAUGACGAGAUCAAGGACCUGAUUGAUCAGAUCGGCGAGGGCGGCCGAGCGCACCACGAAAUCCAGAAGAAUGUCAAGCGACUUGAGCUCGAGAAGGAGGAGCUGCAAAGCGCUCUCGAGGAGGCCGAGGCAGCUCUCGAACAGGAAGAGAACAAGGUCCUCCGAACGCAGCUCGAGCUCAGCCAAGUCAGGCAAGAAGUUGACCGACGCGUUCAGGAAAAGGAAGAAGAAUUCGACAAUACUCGGAAGUGUCACCAGAGAGCCGUCGAUUCUUUGCAAGCUUCUCUCGAGGUUGAAGCCAAAAAUAAGGUUGAAGCUCUUCGCUUGAAGAAGAAGCUCGAGUCCGACAUCAACGAGCUCGAGAUCGCCCUUGACCACGCCAAUAAGGGCAAUGCUGACCUCCACAGGCAUUUUAAGAAGAUUCAGGAUGAGGUCAAAGGCAUGGAGACCCGAGUAAAGGAAGAGCAACGUCUUGCCUCCGAGUACCGUGAACAGUAUGGCAUUGCUGAGCGCCGCUUCAACGCCCUUCACGGGGAGCUGGAAGAAUCUCGAACGCUCCUGGAACAAGCGGACCGCGGCCGUCGCCAGGCUGAGACUGAGCUCAACGACGUGCGUGAACAAGUUGAAGCCCUCACUGCCCAGAAUUCAGCUCUUUCUGCCUCCAAGAGGAAGCUUGAAGGGGAAAUACAAACUCGACAGGCCGAUCUUGAGGAAAUGAUCAGUGAGGCAAAGAACUCCGAGGAAAAGGCGAAGAAGGCCAUGGUUGACGCUGCCCGUCUCGCCGACGAACUCCGCGCUGAGCAGGAACACGCUCAGACUCAGGCCAAGAUGCGGAAGGCCUUGGAGGUCAACGUGAAGGACCUCCAGUCCCGUCUAGAAGAGACUGAAACUACGGUUAUGAGGACAGGGAAAAAGGCUAUCAGCGACCUCGAAGUUCGCAUCCAUGAACUCGAGAUUUCCUUAGAUAACGAGACUCGUAGCCACGCAGACUCUCAGAAGAACCUGAGGAAGUGCGAGAGGCGCAUCAAGGAGCUCGCCUUCCAGACUGACGAGGACAAGAAGAACCACGACAGGAUGCAGGACCUCGUCGAUAAGCUCCAGCAGAAGAUCAAGACCUACAAGCGCCAGAUCGAGGAGGCUGAGGAGAUCGCCGCCCUCAACCUGGCCAAGUUCCGUAAGGCUCAGCAGGAGCUCGAGGAAGUUCAAGUUUCUUAUUAAUAGUGUGUAUCCGUG